ACCGUUUCACACGUGGAGGGGCUCGGCCGCAGCAGAGCCGCCUUGAGCUCCUCUGAGGAAAUCCUGGCCGCUGUGUCUUUCCCCUGGCAGCAGGUUCGCCGGCGAUGUCCGGUUACUACGGCGUCCGGAGGUCCUUCCUGUCGGACUCGGACUUCCACAGCACUAAGCAGUUUGCCAGCGACGCCUGCAGCCCGGGCGUGGCGAAGCCCCUCGCCUGCGAGCCCGCGGCAGGGCAGGGCCACGCGGCGCUCCUGGACCCCUGCUUCCCGGAGCCCUGCGGGGACCACCGGCCCGCCGCCCUGACCCCCGGCGGCGGCGCCCCCCUGUUCGGCGCCUCGGCCCUGCCGCCGCUGCUGCCGCCGCCCUUCCCCGGCGAUUCCGCGCACUUCGUGCUGAGGGACUCGUGGGAACAGACGGUACCAGAAGGCCUCAGCCAGCCAGACCCCGUGCCAGCCGAUGCCCUGCAGAGCCUGGCCCCCAGCAUGAACUGCCUCUCCCAGCUGGAGUCCGGGAGCACUGCCCAGCACCGGAGCUCGAGCUGGGGGGCCCCCCUGGCUGGGGUUCAGCCCUACUCGCUGCACACACUGGAGGAUCUGUACCACACACAGGGGUACCCCACCCCAGCCCCCUACCCUUUCACCUCUUUCAUGACGAUGUCCAAUGACCCACCACCCAAGGUGGGGCCCUUCUCCCCAGAUGAGGGGGCAGACACCUCUGCCCUCCAGGACCCUUCUCCGUGGACCAAAGAAGAUGGAAGCCUGACCUGGGGGGCGUAUGAGUGCCGCAGAGCUUACUGAAGGGCACCAGAGGACUUCUGUGCAUUUCUUUAAGUCUGGUUCUGUAUUCACGGAUUGUUGUGGUGUGGCCGCUUGGCGAAAACAGGAUUCUCAGGAUAAGCCAUCACUCUGCCUUUUGUUAAUGGAUGAUGGCCUUUAUUUGGGAUUCUCCCCACCAUCACUCCACUGAAACACACCACAAUGUAAAUUCUAGUUAGACGACCUGACAGUAAGAUUUCUGGGGAAGCUUAGUAACCCAUUGUAUUCUGAAUCUUCUGUUUGCUUUGAAGUACCUAUCAUUUUAGCACUGAUUUUUUUUCUUAAACUACAUUAAAAA
Molecule: messenger RNA, 1113 nt
Organism: Camelus dromedarius (Arabian camel)
Lineage: Eukaryota; Metazoa; Chordata; Mammalia; Artiodactyla; Camelidae
Gene: POU2AF2
Product: POU class 2 homeobox associating factor 2
Exons: 2
Coding region: 105-797 (230 amino acids)
Source: RefSeq, a predicted model, not a curated record